This is a messenger RNA of Microdochium trichocladiopsis, 656 nucleotides long. RefSeq lists its product as uncharacterized. The transcript has a single exon. Bases 76 to 564 code for a protein of 162 amino acids. The record is from RefSeq and is a predicted model, not a curated record. Lineage: Eukaryota; Fungi; Ascomycota; Sordariomycetes; Xylariales; Microdochiaceae.
GGAGGGGACCCUGACGGACAGGCCUGGCAAGUCCCCUCAAGCCCUCCCCUCUUGUCAACGCAAUGCAAUCUCUCGAUGCGCUCGAUGGAGCCAAGAGGGCCAGGGAGGCUUGGCUCACAGACUUUCUCCCACCAGGAAGUGAAAGGCACCCCUUCGUUGGCCUUAUCGAAGCCACUCGCAACAAGCCACCACCCCGACUUUAAGAUGGGAAAACGAAGGCCGUGGAGGGUGUCACCUGCAGCAUCGAGUGUGGGGAAGGCCAAUGAACGAACACAUGGCUGCUCAAUCCCCGGAAAAGCAGGAUGGCUGACAGGCAACCACCCGAGACAGUAUUGGCGGACGACGGGAGACCUGCAUAAGAGCACCAGCGUCACCUGGAGCCCGUGUUUUGGUCGAGGCUGUCACAGACCAGGCGACUCACUGCAGGUUGGCGAACUGCACAUCCGAGCAGCCCGAUGCAAGAGGCGUCACGGCCGCCUCCGUGCAUGGACUGCAGGUUUGGGUGUCGAUAGCGCCCGGGUCCGCAAGGGAUGCGCAUGGAGGAGACCAGGGGCUCGUCUUUAAUCUGGCGUCGUCGCUCUGUGCUCUCCAUAUCAGCAGGGGCCUGGCUGGCUGGCUGGCUGGCUGGCUGGCUUGCCCCUCGCAAAACAGCCCGA